AUGGACGUCACCGCAACGCUGCCGCCGGAGCUCGUCGCCGUUCUUUCAGACCACAAGCCGACGCUAGGGGAAACGACGAAGCUAUUCGAAGGCGCGCGACGCGCUGAUCGCGCGCGUGCUGCUGGCGUGUCUCCGUUCGAGGCGGUCUUCCAGGACUCGCUGAAGCUCAAGAACAAGCUCGACGAGCUGGAGAGAUACGACCCUAAGACACCAGACCUAGCCCUCCAGUCCCUCCUCGCCGCGGUCCUCAACUGCGAGUAUCAGCUCUACGUGCUCAAUGCCGCCACGCCGCUGCGGCACAACCCUUUCCUCUCGCACUGGGUCGAGGUUGUCACGGGAUGGAAGGAGCCGGCGCAACCGGCAGUGCCGCCGGGCGGUGACUGGAAGGACUACAGCAUACGCUUCUCGCGCUGGAUCCAGGUCUUCAAAACACGCGUCGAGCUCGUCAAGGCUAUACUGAAGCAGGAUGAUGUGGAGCGGCUGAGACAGCACACUCCUGCGUCGCUGCUUGUGCAUUUCCGCUCAUCGCCUGUGCGCGAUUUCUGCAUUGAGCCGUACAUUCAUGUGCUUGAGGAAGAGGGCAUUUACGAGAAGGCUCCGCUGCCGCAAUCUUCGAACAGCGCGGCAUUGCCAGCAGCCAAAGAGCCAGCGCCAGCAUCAGAAUCUGGACCGGAUGCUCCUUGUUCUCCCAGCACAAGCGCGUCACCGUACGACUCCCUACUCCAGCGCCUCCAUACCUCCCCCGCAGACGCGCUGCACACUCUAACCCGGCUCCCCAUCACCCUCGAGUCCCUCGAACUCCUCAACACGGUCCUCACCUCCGAGGACACAUGUAGAGAACUCGGCACCGAACCCGCCAACCUCGUCCGCGAGUACCUCCAGCGCAGCCUCCGCCGCGUCGAGCGCGCCGACAACGCGCGACAGCAGCCUCUCACCGUCCCAGGCUAUCCUUCCCUGCCAUCUGGAUCUACAUCCGCAGCCGACGACGAAGAGAACGGGUUAGACGAGCUCCUGGACCGCGAAGCGCAGAUCCGGGCUAUGAAGCUGCUGGUGCUGUUCAUCAGGAACCUGAUCCGGAAGGGCGUGGUUGGUCCGGCGGAGAUUUUCUUUGAGAUCAGGGAGAUUUGUGUGAGGUAUAUUUGGAUUAGGGAGGUUAGGGAGUUCAGGGCGUGGGUAGAGGAGGGGAGGGACGCUGGGAGUGAGAAGUAG
Messenger RNA from Coniosporium apollinis CBS 100218, 1209 nucleotides. RefSeq lists its product as uncharacterized. NCBI's taxonomy places the organism in Eukaryota, Fungi, Ascomycota, Dothideomycetes. The record is from RefSeq and is a predicted model, not a curated record. The transcript has 2 exons. The coding region runs from base 1 to 1209 and encodes 402 amino acids. Gene Ontology annotation, cellular component: CCR4-NOT complex.